This is a messenger RNA of Aureobasidium musti, 3423 nucleotides long. The record is from the annotation of a GenBank genome assembly. Lineage: Eukaryota; Fungi; Ascomycota; Dothideomycetes; Dothideales; Saccotheciaceae.
CUCUGUGCAACGAGCACUGGCAUUGGCGUGUCUGCCCUGGGCCUUGUGCUUGCCCGACCCGACCACGACACACGGCUCGACCGUCAACAACGCCCUCCCAACAACCUCACCCAUCGCUCGGACUCGCAUAGAUCCUCUACCUUUCUCCACCCUCAUUCCGUUCCUUCUUCACUCGACCCGGUCAGUCCUCGACCGCGGUCCAACUCUCGAGCACCCUCGCUCGUUCCACCUACGAGUGACAUGACAUCGACGGCAACCUGCACGGUACAGACCGUCGACACCUACGCGACCUCGACCUCCUUCUGUCCUCCCUUCGCCUUCUCGGCUCGUCAGGCCCUUCGCUCCGCAAGCAACAAACCUGCCACUGCUCCAUCGAAGAGGAAUGCGCCGGAUCAUGCAAGAACGGUGCUAAAGAAAAGAGACGGCCAUACAAUGCCUCGCGGCGCGACCCCGUCCUUUCCACACGGUGCAGAAGCCUCACCUCCCAUAUCUCCCACUUUCGCUUCCCACCAGACGCCAUCAUGGCUCAAANGAUUUUCCUUCUCUUCGCGCGACUCGACGCAAUCUUCAACUUCUCGCCCAGAUUCUUCCGUCAUUUCUGUCGCUCCUUCAGCCUCGGGAUCCACUACCCCGAUGAUCCCCAGCCACACUCCACCCAUCAACACAGCCCCGAACAAGCUCGUCAAACGCUCCACCUCGGUGAGCAAAGUGCCCACUUCCGCCUCGUAUGGCGGCUCAACCACCAAGAUUCCAAUCCCGACAUUGAGACGCCCAGCAACGAGCCACAAAAGGAGUGCCACUCUGCAAGAAAGACGUACCNCCGUUGUUCCCAAAGCAGAAGAAGCUUUCAGGCACUCCUUCUACGGUUCUCCAGCAGAGUCCAUGCCCGUGGACGUUCAAUGGCGUAACUAUUUUGCUCCCCGACAGGCUGUAGUUGCCCCGGAAUCGACACGGCGUCGCAACUCGACCAGCAUUCCCAACCCUAUCAAAAAGGUGUACGCGGAUAGGAAAUAUCGGCCUGUCUUGGUGUCUGCUAGAGAGAAUAUCAAAGCUGCUCCCAUUGAGUUUGAUGAUGAUGCCAAUGAUCUCGAAGCUGUAUCCGAUUCGAAUGUCGUGUCCAAUGUCCCGAUAGCCGACCGUUUUUAUUCCUCAUCUCAGCAGACGCCCCUUGCAUCGAACCGACUUUCACGAGCAACUGUUGAUUUUCAAAGUACCUCAUUUGAUUCGAGAAUAGAUGAGCGANAAAGUAUUGAGGACGAAUUGGACAGACAAGACGUGGCCGAAAUGUCUAGAAUCGAGUCGGCGUCGAGCUCCUUCUCUGCCAGUGACAUGCUCCCCGCAGAGCCACAGAUUUGGAAGGAACCACCUCCUAUCAAAGCAGCACCCGUCGCUAAAUAUCGUCGACCGGGUGCGCGAGCUCGAUCCAACACGCCCACAAGUAUGGGCAACAGACAAAGCCUUUCUCACGAUGAACCAUCCGAGACCGCCGCGAGACAUCGUGACUUGGAUGACAUUACGCAGUUCACAAAGCCGCCAUCUGUUAGCAGCCCCGUUACUGAAAUAGACCUUAGAUUACCAUCGCACCAGACGCAAUCCGCUUCGAGUGCACCACGCAGCCAUGCCGACCUAUCAAACCCACAGAGCGACGACAGUGAAUAUUUCGACACGUUACCUUCACCUUCGCGGCCUAUUCACCAAGCGACACAUCAUGCCGAUUCUGCAUCACAUCUGACCGGUACAGAUCGCGAGAUCAGGUUAGGUGAGGAUGAGGGGCUUGACUCACAGAGCGACUCCAUUUAUGACUCUGUCCGGACGCGGGCGCCAAAGUCGAGCCCAGGCAGGCGAGGUCCUUCUAUAGAAACCAUUUUUGGCGAUUCACCACCAUUCCACAUUCAUGGCAAGCAUACCAUGCUCAGGGACUACCUCCAAACAGGACCUUUACAUGAUCAGGGAUAUUCACUUAAGCCACGACACAGCAUCAUACACGAAGAAGACGCCAUUUCUACUCCAGCUCGCUCCGCUCGAAAUCAUUCCUUAGGCAGUUCGCCCAUUCUUCACAUGAAGCAAUCACCUGCACGAACUCACCUCUUGGUCUUUACCGAAGACGAUGAUGAUGAGCCUCAAGUUCCACGCAAAAAUCGCUUUGCCCACCUUGGUAUCNCCCCCGAUCUCUUGUCACCCCACGGACAUGCUUCGAGUUCUGCAAACACAACUCCACAACGACCAACUGUUAGGAGCACUGAUAGAGUCACACGCAGCAGUAUUUUCGAUUAUUCAGAACAGCCACCCCUGGAANAAAGCCCAAACAAUCGCUCUCCUCCGCGUCCUAAGACGGUGCACGGCAAGAAGGACGCCGAAACUCGUGGCAGCAGGUCAGUUGGAAGGAGAGCGCCGAGUGGACUUCAUGUCCGCAGCCAAAGUGUACCAGUCGCCCAAGAAGGUGAUGGAAAACGAACAGGCACCAACAAAUUCGGCACAUGGGGCAUUGGCAGCAAGGGCGUUACAGAAGACUGGAACGAGGAUUUCGACUUUGCAGACGAAAGUGGUCCAGAAGAGAAGAGGCUCGACAGCGGUGUUUCGAUGUUGGGGGUACCCGAACCCAUUCGGAAUCAGCAGACCAAGGUGCUCGCCAACAUCGCUCUUCUUCGGGACUGGGGCCUUCUGAUUGAGGAACUGAAGGAACAUAAAAUGCGGGCUGUCAUGCUGGAAGUGCUUGGUGGGGCCAACGAANAGAUGUGGAGCGAGGUUGACGCUAUGAUUGAUCUUGCGGACCAGGAAUCUGACGAACAAACACUCGCUCCUCGCUUCUCACCGUCAUCAUCGCCGUCUUUCAAUUACGAUGCUUUCGACGACCCACUUCCAGCGCUUCCGACAACAGAACAUCUCAUACCACCUCCUUUGUUCGGUUUGCCUGAAUCUCCAGCCGAUGGUGAAUUCGACUUUNUCAGCGAGGAUGCGACCGUUUCUCCAAGUAGGACUGAUAACAGCAUCAACAUCAUUCCAGCAACCCCACGAAGACCCCGGAAGAACUCGGAAGCAGUCGCUCGUUCCGUGAUAGAAGCUCUGCAACAGAAGCGUCUUUCCAACGCUGGUCUCAAUGCUGAAUGGCGAGACAAGGUUCAUUUCGAUACAGCAACACUGAAGCGAAUCAUUCCUUACGUUCAGGAAUUACGUGACAGAGUUAAGAAGGUCAUCAGAGAUGCAGAAGAUCUUUUACCGAGCCCGAAAAGUCUCGGAGGCAGUAUAGGUUCGCAUGGAAGUCGAUCAGUGCGCCGCCGGUUACGCGAGCCCCCUGAGUCACCAACCGUCCAUCGUCGAAGUCGACGCUCGACUAACGCUAUCGAACGUACAUCUUCAGAUGAUGGGUUAGCGACGCCAACCGAAGAACUAAAUGCCCGACUACGUCUCAUGGCCAUGACAUAA